Molecule: messenger RNA, 4675 nt
Organism: Syngnathus typhle (broad-nosed pipefish)
Lineage: Eukaryota; Metazoa; Chordata; Actinopteri; Syngnathiformes; Syngnathidae
Gene: rfx1a
Product: regulatory factor X, 1a (influences HLA class II expression)
Exons: 19
Coding region: 271-3021 (916 amino acids)
Biological process (GO): regulation of transcription by RNA polymerase II
Cellular component (GO): nucleus
Molecular function (GO): RNA polymerase II cis-regulatory region sequence-specific DNA binding; DNA-binding transcription factor activity, RNA polymerase II-specific
Source: RefSeq, a predicted model, not a curated record
GGGAGCGGGGUGGGUAGCAACAGUUGCCCUGGUGAGGACGAAGCGCCAUAGCCACGGUAGCCCUGGCGACAAGAACCCGGCAACGAGAAUCAACAACAACAACGACUGAAUCGGCUCUAAAUUUAAAAGAAGAGCUUUUAACGCCGGGAAAUACACACGUGGAAUCACAGGGAACAGUUCGGAAAACUCCUCCAACUGCCUGCCACUUUUAUGGCAAAUGCCUGAUUUUGAGGGACUUGAUGUGGAAAGGGUGAUCACCCAGCCAGUAUAAUGGCCACCACGGGCUAUGUCGGCGAGAUCCAGCCAACAGCCCCGCCACAAGGGACCGUCGCCACACCUGGACCUCCCGAUGCCAACUCCGCCUCGGCAACCGCCCCCCAGUUCCUGGCUGAGAUUCAGACCACUGUGGUCACCCCCACCGUUGUCACCCCGACAGCCCAGAGCGCAGCCGGCGAUCAAGCCGCUUCCAGCGGGACUCCGAAGCCCAGUGGCGGCAGUCAAACCCAGGCCCCGGCUCCGACCCAGCCGGCGCAGACGCAUUACGUAACAGCGGAAAUCCAAGGCUCCCCCACGCAGUCUGGAAAUGGCCAAAGCGCUCCUCAGUACAUUGUUGUUACAGUGACAGCAGAGGGCUCCCUUCACUCGAGCGACAGCGUCUCCGACUCCGGCUCCCCUCCAGCUGCGGUGCAGACCGGAGUUCCCACGCAGGUCGUUCAGCAGGUCCAAACAGCCCAGCAGAGGUCGGUGGUCCAGGCCACCUCGCAGAUAGCCAAGACUGAGGCCGGCACACAGCUCAAUGUCGCCAGUCUGCAACCAGUGCAUAUCAGCCCUGAGGUUCAACAGCAGCUUGCGCCAGUACAGGUGCAACAUGUCUACACCAACCAGGUGCAGUAUGUGGAAGGAGGAGACGCCAACUACACCACCAGCACCAUUCGUUCCGGCACCUUCCCUUACACCGACACGGCCCUGUACGCUCCGAGCGCCGCCGGCCAGUAUUACGAAGGUCAGCCCACCCCGGGCUCUCAGGCCUCCACCCCCGGUACGCCUCUCACCGUCUCGGUGACCACCGGCACGACAGGAGCCGUGUCCAUGUUUGUGGCUCAGCCCGGCGGUGCGACAGGGGGCGGGACCGCGGUGGUAACCGCCGGCGGCGGCACCGCAAACGGGUCAGGGGACGGGACAGGCGCUAAUGGCGGCGGCGCCGCUGGAAGUUAUGUGAUCCAGGGCGGUUACAUGUUGGGCAGCAGCGGCAGCAGCGGCGGCAGCAGCAGCAGCAGCGGCGGCUCGGCCGGCAACAGUCAGAGCUACUCCCACACCGCCCGCGCCUCCCCGGCCACUGUGAGUAUAACGGAGGGCGAGGAGAGUAGCGUGCCGUCGGCAGACAAGAAGGUACAGUGGUUGCUGGACAACUACGAAACUGCCGAAGGAGUCAGUCUGCCACGCUCGACCCUCUACUGCCACUAUCUGCUGCAUUGCCAGGAGCAGAAGCUCGAGCCGGUUAACGCCGCCUCUUUCGGGAAACUCAUCCGAUCUGUUUUCAUGGGACUACGGACACGACGCCUCGGCACGCGGGGCAAUUCUAAAUACCACUACUAUGGUCUAAGAAUCAAGGCAGGCUCUUCUCUGCUCCGCCUCAUGGAAGAUCAGCAGCAUCUGGCUAUGAGGCAGCAGCCUUUCUCUCAAAAGCAGAGGUUGAAGCCUGUGCAUAAAGUGGAGGGAAUGACCAAUGGGACAGCUUCAGGAGCUGGACAGCAGCAACUUCAGCAGCAGGCUUCUGGACAGGUGGACAUCAGCACUCAGGUUCAGCAGUACCAGCAGUUCCUUGACGCAAGCAGAACACUUCCCGAGUUCCCAGAUAUCGACCUCCUGGGGAAGUCCCUGCCCGAGGGUAUUGAACUGGAUCACAUAAAGAGCUUUCAGCUGCUCUACAGAGAACACUGUGAGGCCAUACUGGACGUGAUGGUCAAUCUUCAAUUUACCCUAGUGGAGACCCUUUGGAAAAGCUUCUGGAGGUUCAGUCAGAGUCAAGCUGGAGAUGGCACACUGGCUGUUCACGAUGAAUCGGAAAAACGUCUGCCCAAGUCCUGCCUGGUGCUGCUGUGCAAGUAUGACCCGGUGCUGCGCUGGAGCCGUGACUGUGACAACAGCCUCUAUCAGGGCCUGGUGGAGAUCCUCAUCCCGGAUGUCCUCAGGCCAAUUCCCAGUGCCUUAACUCAAGCCAUCCGGAACUUUGCCAAAAGCCUGGAAAGCUGGCUGACCAACGCCAUGAUGAACAUUCCCGAGGAGAUGGUCCGCAUCAAGGUAACGUCAGCCAACGCCUUUGCCCAGACCCUGCGUCGCUACACCAGUCUGAAUCACCUGGCCCAAGCGGCUCGCGCCGUCCUCCAAAACACAGCUCAGAUCAACCAAAUGCUCUCCGACCUCAACCGUGUCGACUUUGCCAACGUUCAGGAGCAGGCUUCGUGGGUGUGCCGCUGCGAAGACCGCGUCGUGCAACGACUGGAGCAGGACUUUAAGUUGACCCUCCAGCAGCAGAAUUCCUUGGAGCAGUGGGCUGCCUGGCUGGAUGGCGUGGUUUCCCAGGUGUUAAAACCUCACCAACACAGCGCUGCCUUCCCUAAGGCGGCCAAGCUCUUCCUGCUCAAGUGGUCCUUUUACAGUUCCAUGGUGAUUCGGGACCUCACCCUGCGGAGCGCUGCCAGUUUUGGCUCCUUUCACCUGAUUCGCCUUUUGUAUGACGAGUACAUGUACUACCUGAUAGAGCAUCGAGUAGCCCAGGCUAAAGGCGAGACCCCCAUCGCCGUCAUGGGAGAGUUUGCCAGUUUAGGACGAGGUCUACACAUGCUGGAUGGCGAGAAAGAAGAAGAAGAGGACGAGGAGGAGGAAAGCGAUGAGGAAAGUCAGGAGCUGUCCUUGCCCUCAGACGCCGUGGUGUUGGGUGAGGAAUCUCUGGAGCCCCCCGCCAAGCUGGCCAGAACGGACCAGAGGGUCCUCUUCACCACAGGGCCGCCUGACAACUAAUCAGCCUCAAGGAAGAGCAAAAAGAAGACACGUGUAGAUACAGCAGCUAUUGUAAAUGUUGUGAAGAGUUUUGCUACCGUCUGUCCUGCUUACUUUGUCUCUCGCUGGUUAAUGCACGCACCCACGCACACACAUACACUUGUUUGAUGGAUUCAAUGAACACAUAAUGGAUUGGAAGAAACAAAUCCCGCGAUACAAAAAAGAUGCAGUGCGCAUUUGACCUUCGCUUGCGUCGAUUUUUACGAGGACAUUUUUCCCCAGUCACUGCAUCGACGGAACAUUGGUUGUCUCCUGUUGCUGCGGCACUUUUAGCUCCAAAUGUCACUGCUCAUGGAAGAGUCGUUCAACCCACUGUGCUGUGUGUAUCUGCAAAGGUAACUUGAGGUCAAGCAGUGUGUACAAGUGGACCUUGAGCUCUUAAUGUCUGCCAUUUCUUUCUAUUUUUAUUUUUUAUUUUUUUACAGGAAAGUCUCAUUUGUGGGGAUUAUGAGGGUGUUUCUCUUAUGUGUGCGACAGAGACAGUCCAGUGUGCUCUCAGUGUGUUUGAGUGAACAAUGAGUGUCCGAUUGUGUUUUUUGAAUCACGACACGGUUUUCACCUGCAGGCCAUUUGUUCACUUCCUGAGACAUUUGUGCCUGUCACAGCUGCUGUACAGACCAAGGCACAGCUUUGGGGGGAAGGAGUCCGGUGUUGCUGCGAAAAUCUCCAGUGUGUGUCAUAUGUUUCUUUCAAGUGCUUCAUUCCUGUUUUAUUUGAAAAGAUGACGUGCCGCUGGGAAAUGUUCUCCUCUCAUUUCACCAUGUUUUUAUUUCUGUCUGUGCCAAUGGCUUUUUGUUCCAUCCUGGUUUGAAAUGAUUUUCCUGUGCCUGAGUAAGAACAGUGACGUAUCCAUCCCGCUAUUCAUUUUCCAUUUUUGGAGUUUUAUCGUCACUAAGUGAACCUGUUGUGCAGUGUAAGGUGCUGUGAUGUCACACAUUGUAGACAACCCUCGCGUGGAUUCUUUUUUCUACAAUCUGUCUGUCGCGAGUCAUACCGGAAGACUUAUCUAAGCCCGAGCCUCUUUGCACAUAUUGUCUGACCAUACGUGGUGGAACGCAAUUCGAUGUUUUUCCAUAGUCUUUUAAACUGUGAGGUGCAGAUGUCACAUUUUGACACCCCUGCCUGCGGUUUCCGAGGGCGUUGUGACGGCCAAUCUGCUGUGUCCUCCCUCCACCGCAUUGAUGCAUUCCCGCCAAUGGUUUUGUUUUGCUUCACAAACCCAUCUGUCAGUAACGAUCGGUUCAUUAUGAUAUGCCACUGUUGGUUGGAGUCGCUCUGACUUUUUAGUCACCGCAAUGGAGGCCGACUUGUUCUGAAGGGCUGUUGGAAGCCUCAAACCAGCACGUCUAUUCUUUUUAGGGGGUCCAAAUCCAUAUGCCGGCUGAUUACGUAUCACGCCAUUCUUUGGAUGAAAAAAAGUCAUUGUUGAGUCAAAUGUGAAGUCUUUUUUAAAGUGCAUUGUUUCUUAUAAUAAUACAAAGUCAGUCAACUAAAGCUGUUCAGUCUCAGUGUUUUAUGGAUUUGGUCUACUUUAAGUAUGACUGUGCCUUUGGAGGUGGUAGAAUGCAAUUCAGAUGUUUCAUUUGAAAUAUAUUAAAGACUUUUUAAAAUUGCA